Asterias rubens (European starfish) is the source of this 2282-nucleotide messenger RNA. RefSeq lists its product as uncharacterized. Bases 108 to 920 code for a protein of 270 amino acids. The transcript has 6 exons. The record is from RefSeq and is a predicted model, not a curated record. NCBI's taxonomy places the organism in Eukaryota, Metazoa, Echinodermata, Asteroidea, Forcipulatida, Asteriidae.
CACACGUGUGACCCAAUCACUAUCACUGAUCAGAGAGUUUCGAACAGGAAACACUUGCCAUAGUCAUCGGUUCGCUUAUUCGCUGUUGUUAGUCUGUAACUGUAAGGAUGGAUGGACAUUUCAAACUUCAAUUGAAUGCAGUGGUAAAACUGAGGAGAAAUAACGAUGCAAAGCGUGAAGAAUUGAUGAAGAUGAAAGAGAUGGAGCUUUCACUCCAGAAAUGUAAAGAGACUCUGAUGGAGAGGAAGACCCAGAUUUCUUCAUCCAUCCGGGAACAGGCCAGAGCCGUUGAAGAAAUAACUUCAAAGUUACCCCCUGCAUCAAGGAAACUGUUUGACCAGUUGUACCCUCAAGUCAACAAUGUCUACCAAUCAGAGCUUCUUUUGCUGGAGUUAAAUCAACAGCUGAUGGUUGCCAUGGCAAGAAGGGAGGAGACGGCCAUUUUGAAAGUUCUCCAGGAAGAGUCGUAUGUGGUCGGUGAUUUCCAAGAUGAAAAGAGUAACCAUGCCGGAGAGACGUGUUUUCUUCAAGAGUGGUUUCAUCAGAUAUCUCGCUGGAAAAGACAAGCAGACCCCGAUCUUAGCCCUGGAAAACCUUCAGUGGAGAAACACAGAAUAAAUGAGGACAGAGUAUUUUACUGGGCCAAGUAUGAGACUCUUCCAUUCAGUCAUGGAGGGGUGUUAUGUUUCUCAACGAGGCAUUGUGGGAUGUGCAUUCGACUCCGCAUAGAGUCACCUAGAAAAAUUGCUGAAGGGAUUCCGUUAGCCAGUCUCCACAACUACACAAUCACAUCGGAUGUACCAUUGGACGGCUUACAGCUUGGCUUACUACAGAGCAUCAAGGAAAACCAAAUGGCUCAUGACUUUGUCAUUAACACUCUAUGGAGACUUAUGGAGAACAACCUCUUGCCUUUUAUUUGAUUUGAAGAGCAAACAUUGGAUUUAACAGCAAAGCAUCCAAGAAAAUCAGAUAAACUUGUAGAGUUUACCCUCAACUCCAUACUGACCCAAUUCUGUCAAUCAUGUGGAGGCCAUUGCAAAAUUUCAUAAAGCUGUUUAAACGAAACUACUGCUAACUGAAUUUCUUUGCUAAGCAGAGAAAUGAGUGGGGUACCAAUCGCAACUGUGUAAACUUAAUGAAGUUCCGACUGGUAAAAUGUUUCUGCUAAGUAAAAUUUUUCUGUGCAUAGCAAGUUUUUGUGCUCACAGGAUUGAUAAAAUUGGGCCCUGAUGGCAUCUCAAGCCUGCCCAGUGCUCCUCGUCUAGAUCUACUGUUCCAAAAUGCAGGAAUGCAGGUCUUCACCGCUGGCCAAGCCAGUGUCCCAACCAGUUAUGGGCCAAGUGGGAGAGACAUUUUCUCCUGCAAUUAAUCUUGGGAAUCGGCUAUCUAGUUUGUUACUUUGUAAUCUACAUACAUGUAACACAAGCGAUAUGCUUGCUUUCAAAGCAAUUUGACCUGUGUUGACCUGUGUUGACUUGAUGAAGGGCAGACUAACAACUUGGUUAUUAAACCGAGGCUUUAUGGUUAAACAACAAAGCAUCAAAAACUACCAGAUGAACAAGCUUCCCAUCAACACAUUAUGUAGACAUUCAUCAUCAUUAGGCAUAGACAUUCAUCAUCAUUCGGCAUAGACUUGCAACCGUAGCCACCUCAUCCUCAAAUUGUAAUGGGGGUGCAUUCCUUGAGUGUGGAUACUGGUCUUUGACAAUGGUCUUUGACAAUUACCAAUGCUGUACAUGGGUUUUUAAAUACUUCUUGUUGCUUUUAUACAAACUCUGACUCUGAAACGCAUAAUUAGUUAAUAUAUGUCAGGCUUUUUGUUUAAUGCUAUUCACAGUUAAUACAAAAAAUGCACACUUUACAAAUAGUAUUAAUAGGUGAGUUUCUGAAUUAUUAUUCUGAAAUCCAGUCACCAAUUUUACAGUCUACUACAUGUAAUUUAGCGACCAAACUGGUCCACAUACAUUAGUCAAUUAAUUUCAUCACACCUGUAGUGAAUCAUAGAAAUACAGGACACUUUAUUGUAUAAUAAUUUGUUUCAAAUAGUUUGGGUUUGAACAAAGAACAAUUUUACAAUUGACAUUUCCAUGAUUUGAUUGCUGUGAAAAUAACAACAUUCUGAGUUAGCAAAUUUGUUUGUUUAAUAUCCCAACCCUCAUGAUUGUGCUUGUAUAUCUAUUCAAUACUACCCAUGUGGUUUCAGAGGAUAAAUAUGUUUCAAAUGUGUUAUUAACAAUUUUAAAAGGAAAAUUCAUUUGGAAUUACAGUGAUUGGAAUAUUAA